AUGGAUGAGUCCUUAGGCCAAGCAUGGGAUAGAUUCAAGGGACUGUUGAGGAAGACUCCCAUUCAUGGGUUUGAUCAACCUACACAACUCACUCUUUUCUUGGUAGGACUUAAAUCCCAGUCAAAGCUGAUGUUAGAUGCCUCUGCUGGUGGGAGUAUCAAGUGGAAGACGCCAGAGGAAGCAUAUGAGUUAAUAGAGAAUAUGACAACUAAUGAUAAUGAAGCCUAUACUGAGAGAGCCCAUUCUCAAAAGAAGGGUAUUCUAGAGCUUCAAUCUCAAGAUGCUCUAUUGGCUCAAAACAAGAUUAUGACUCAGCAGCUGGAAACCCUGAUGAAGAAAUUGUCACAACUUCCUCAAGAGCUUCAAAAUGCCUCUGUAGCUCAACUCCAACAAAUGCAAAGUUGUGAGUUAUGUGGAGGAAACCAUACCAAUGGGCAAUGUGCUAUGCCAAGCACAUCUCAAGAGGAAGUUAGUUAUAUGGGCAAUCAAGGCCGACCAGGGAACUAUAAUCAAGGAUGGAAACCUCACCAAAACAUGGGCCAAGCAGGACCUUCCAAUAGGCCCCCACAUCAACAAACUUACCAACAUCCCUCUUUGACUGACAGAACCUCAAAGCUUGAGGACAUGAUGCAACAGUUCUUGCAAAUGUCAAUUCAAAAUCAAAAGAACACUGAUGCAUCAAUAAAAAACUUGGAGGUGCAAGUGGGGCAAUUAGCCAAGCAAUUGGCUGAUCAACGAGGAAGUCCUUUUUUCGCCAACACCGAAGCCAACCCCAAAGAGCAAUGUAAGGCCAUCUUCACUAGAAGCGGAAAGGAGGUUGGACUAGGUUCUAAAGAAAAGGUGGAGGCUAGAGAAAAGAGAAAGAAUGAAGAAAAGAUUCAAAAGGAAGAAGUUGAUGAGGAGAUUGUUGUGGAAGAAGAAAAGAAUAAAACACUGCAACAAAUACCUUCUUAUGCAAAGUUCAUGAAGGAAUUCCUUGGCAAAAAGAAGAAGUACAUAGAAGAGGAAACUAUUGAAGUGCAAGGGAAUUGUAGUGCCAUAAUUCAGAAAAAUCUUCCUCCAAAAUUCAAGGAUCCGGGUAGCUUCACCAUCCCCUGCACCAUUGGAAAUCAAGAUAUGGGGAAAGCUCUUGUUGACUUAGGGGCUAGCAUUAAUCUUAUGCCCCUAUCUAUGCUUAAAAAGAUUGGUGGUCUCGAAGCCAAGCCAACAAGGAUGACCUUGCAGCUAGCAGACAACUCCGUCAAAUACUCCUAUGGUGUGGUGGAAGAUGUGGUGGUGCAAAUAGAUAAUCUUAAAUUCCAGUUGAUUUUGUGGUGA
Molecule: messenger RNA, 1317 nt
Organism: Vigna unguiculata (cowpea)
Lineage: Eukaryota; Viridiplantae; Streptophyta; Magnoliopsida; Fabales; Fabaceae
Source: RefSeq, a predicted model, not a curated record